Blepharisma stoltei is the source of this 3623-nucleotide messenger RNA. Lineage: Eukaryota; Ciliophora; Heterotrichea; Heterotrichida; Blepharismidae. The record is from the annotation of a GenBank genome assembly.
AUGUUGAAUAUUAUCAAGCUUAAAUUUUGAAUAUUAUUCAAUUUCAUUCUAGGUCAAUACCUUAAUGUUCCUAUUUUAUACAGCCAAUUCACUCCUAGCACUAUAAAAGACAUUGUCGUGAAUCAGUAUUUUUGCCCAGGUCUAGGCUUCGAGCCAUGCAAAUCGAAUCCGAAUGCAUUUUACAUUCCAAUAGAAAUCAAUCAUAUAAAUGACUUUGAAGACCUUAUAGUUAAUAGAGAUAUCACUUAUUUAUUUGACAUAACAUUUUCAACUAUUAUGACUUCUCAUAUCAGCGCAUACGCAAAACAAUAUAACUUCAUGCAUUUAAUCUAUGGCUUUCCCCCAGAAAACCCUCGUCAGCUAACUUACUUUUCUGACUCCCAAGAAAUCAUAAUAAGAGACGCUGCAGUGUCAUUUGUUAAAUAUUUUGGCUGCCAAAAAGUUGUAGUGUUUUUGAGUCAAGAGCUCUUUGGGAUGAGUUUUAAGGAUGUAAGUGACGUCGAAAUUGCUUAUGAAGCUGUAAUUCCUUCAGGAAUCUCUUAUGAAGCAAUUUCUCUUAUUGUAUCAAAGGAAGUUAAGCCGUUAGGAGUUAAAAUAAUUAUUAUCGCAACUACCGAGAAUAUUUCAAAACUGUUACAAAAAGCAAUAGAAGAAGCUGCUAUGAAUAAGGAGGGUUAUGUCUUUAUCUUUCUACAUCAAAGUGCUUGGACUGCAUACCUGGAAGGAGCAAUAUUAAUAGAAGAAUAUGAUUGAAUUCCUACAGGAGUAGAAAAUUAUAUAGAAAUUCUAAUAGAAGGAGCAACAACCUUUUUACUAAAGUUUAUGAAUAUGAGUCUAAUACAAGGAAGUUUUUCAUUAUACUCAUUUUAUGGUAUUCUUAUUAAUCAAAUCAAUACUGAAAGGUUUUACCUCUUCAAUAUUCAAAAUAAUCAGCGAGUGCUUAUAGGAAAUAUCACAAACAAUGCUGUUAAUUUGCAAUCUUCUCCUAUUUUUCCAGGAGGUACAACAAAUAGUCCCAAUAAAUCUAAGUUACAAAUCCCCAUAAGUAUAGCUGGAGGGGCAAGUAAUCCAGAUGGAUCCACAUAUAAUUUUAAUGCGAUAUAGAAAUUUCCCAUAGAUGGCGCUGUUUGCCCUUGAUUUGCCCACUGGGAAAAUUUUUUGGUUCGACCCAGUCCCAUAUGGUUUGGUCAAAAAAAAAAUUUUUCUCAUGGGCAAAUCAAGGGCAAACAGCGCAUCUAUGGAAAAUUUCUAUAUGUCAGAAUGGGUCAAUUUAUGCCAUGAAUUAUGUAAAUGCUGAUUCUGACAUACUUAAAAACUUUGAACUUGUAAUAAACAAUAUAGAAGAUUGUGGGGCUUCUUAUUUUGAGAGUGAAUAUGCAACCGAUUGCUACACUAAGCACUCCAAUGAUUUGGGAUAUUUUCAUAUUCCACCUGAGCCACUUUAUAUGGCUAAUGGUAUUUUAACAGUUUUUGAGUCUCUAAAUAUUUCAGUCCCUGUAAUAGGUAUCAAAUCUUCUGCUCUAAUGGAAAAUAAUUAUUAUCCUCAAUACACAAGCGUUACUUUUUCUAAUGCAUAUACAGCAAGAGCAGUCGCUUUGUUAUUAUCAUCAUUCGGAAUUAAAAAAUGCUCAUUGCUAUAUCUUGAUACUUCUUGAGGUCAAAAUUUCAAAAAUCAGUUUAUCAGUCAAGCAAAGCAAUAUAAUCUAGAAGUUUUGAACAAAAUUCAAGCAGUCCCUCAAGGAUAUGAUGGUACGAACAAAACCAUUAUCCAAGAAAUUGUUGAUUUGAAGACAAGAUAUGUCAUUAUGGAAGUUUCUGAUUCUGAAAACUUUUCAAUUAUAGAAGCUUUUUAUGACUUAGGAAUGAGGAGAGGAGACCUUUAUUUGGUGCUAGGGGAAGGAGGCUUCAGUGCUUCAAAUAGUUAUAUAAGUUCUGACUUAUACAACAAAAUAACAGAAAUUGGGGACAGAGCUCUUUAUAUGUCAUCACUAACAUAUUAUGGGAAAUUUGGAAAAUCCAUUCGUAAAGCGUUUUUUGAAGAGUAUAGGUUUGCAAAUGACUAUAUGUGCCAAUUUUACGAUGCAACUUAUCUCGGAGCGUAUGCAAUAGAUUCAAUGAUAAAUAGAGGAUUUAACGUAAAUAGCCAAGGAAUAGAAGAGUGAAUAAGAAAAAUCAAAUUUACUGGCUGCUCAGGAAAUGUGCAGAUAAGCAAAACUGGAGCUGACCGAUCAACUAUACAAGUCGGAGUCUAUAGUUUAAGGUUAAACAGCACUAGUUGAAGUAUCUCACUAAGUGGAAUCAACGAUCCUACAAAAUCUGUAUAUUAUGAGUCUAUAAAUAAAAUUUUAUGAUAUGCUGAUAAUGAUGAUAUUCUUCCAAGUGACAUUAUUGGGGAAGACUUAUCAUGCCCAUUUAAACUUGAAGAAGUUAGACAAUUUUUUCAUGGCUAUUUAGUCCUCAUUAUCUUUGGGAGUUCUUUUCUAGCUUUUGAUAUAUAUUUGAUUUAUAGGUUUUUUAAAAAUUCUUCAAAUAAUCAGAUUCCUAUGCUUAUAGAGAAAGUUGAAGCAAAUAUUUUUGAUUAUUUUAUAUAUUUAGCAAUGCUUAUAGAGUGUUUGCAAUAUAUAUCGAUAGGUCCAGAUUUAACUGAUAUAUUGCCAGAAUCCUUAACUAAAUUUUCUAAAAUUUCAAUACUAGACAUUAGAGAGUUUAUCCAAGUUGAUCAUUAUAAAUUUUUUUAUCAAAUGAUUAUGAUUCACAUUAUUUCAACUCUAUGAUUAAUUUUUCUUUUAAGAAAGAUUUUUGAUUGGUUGAGAAACUGUAAAUUUAUAUUGAUAUCAAUGAUUAUUAGAGUCGGAAAUUGCUUUCUUUUGACUGUAGCUGAUAUUUUUUUCUUGCCUAUCAUUUACUUUUUAUUUUUGGAUUUUCAAUGCAUAGAGAGUAUAGGAGAUACCUUUGAAAAAAGCUUUCUUAACCAAGAUUGCACUAUUUUCUGCUGAAAAGGUGAGCAUAAAAAUUAUGCUGCCUCUUCAUUUGUGUUUCUCUAUUUGUAUUUACCUGCAAGCUUAUAUUAUCGACCGCAUUGAAAAGAUUUGUUUGAGGAUAUAAAUUUUCAUUUUAAUGAGCAGCCUACAAAUUUAAUUGUUAAAAGUUUCUUACAGAUUGUGCUAGUUAUUUUGAGUACAACUCUUUUACCUUAUUCUAGAAUUGUCUUUAAUAUAUGCUAUGCAGCAAUUAUAGCGGUUUUUGGGAUAUUUACAUUGCUUAAAAUGCCUUUUAAUUAUGGAAGGGCUUCUCUAUGAUACUCAAUAUUUAUUUUUGGCUGUGUCUGGCUUUGAAUUUGUUGUGAAAUUGCUAAAUUUAAUAUAAUUUUUGCCCAGUGCGCUCUUGGAAUUGGCUGGUUGUUAUUAGGACUUAUAGGAAAUAUUUAUCAAAAACUAAAACUCCCAUCAUUUUUAGAAGAUCCUAAAGGGCAAGACAUUUUAAAGCUGUUUAAAUUUCAGCUCUCUAGAAAUUCUCCUUCAGAAGCCGGAAUCCAAAAUACUGUGAAGUACCAUUACGCUAGCCAAGACAACCAAGAUAACAACCAAAUUAAUGAAAUUUUCUCUCUUGAAAUUUCAGAUUAA